UCUCUCUCUCUCUCUCUCGGUGAUCUGCUCCUCCUCCGGUGCUCGCGGGCUCGGUAAGCGCGCGCGCGUUCUUUACCACCGCAGCGUCUCUCUCACGCGCAACACUUAUCCGGUCUGCCGUGUUCACGCUCCGCGCCCGGAGGUGCGCGUGAUAUCAGGGUAAAGUGAAGAAGUGAAAAUGACCACGGAGAAAGGUCCUGAGUCGGAGGUGAAGAAGACAGCAGAGGAACCGUCUCAACAGAAAGCAUCCGCAGGCAGAAUGUCAGAGUCUUCUUCUGAUGGCAAAAUGGCCAAGCAGGACCAAGAAGGCAAAUGUCCAGAUGAUCACAAAGAUCCGGACGAUGAUUCCGAACGAACGACACCGGGGAAGAGCCCCAAAUCGCCACAGAAGUCGUCCAAGCGCUUGAAGACUGUCCCCUUCAAGGUGACUCUCAUGGACAGCUCUGAUUACGAAGCUGGUAUUGAGAAGCACUGCAAGGGUCAGGCGCUGCUGGACAUGGUGUGUGACCAUCUCAACCUACUUGAGAAGGACUACUUUGGCUUGACCUUCACCGACUCAGACAGCCAAAAGAAUUGGCUGGACCCCUCCAAGGAGAUCAAGAAGCAAAUGAGAACUUCUCCUUGGCAUUUUGCCUUCGCCGUUAAAUUUUAUCCUCCAGAUCCUUCUCAGCUCAUGGAGGACAUCACCAGGUACUAUUUGUGCCUCCAGCUGCGUGAUGACAUCCUGUCUGGUCGUCUUCCCUGCUCGUUCGUCACUCACGCUCUGCUGGGUUCCUACACCGUGCAGGCUGAGCUCGGAGACUACGACCAGGAUGAGCACGCCUCAGACUACGUCAGUGACUUCCACUUUGCUCCUAACCAGACCCGUGAGCUUGAGGACAGAGUCAUGGAGCUGCAUCGCACCUACAGGGGCAUGACGCCUGCUGAGGCAGAAAUGAACUUCCUGGAGAAUGCCAAGAAGCUGUCCAUGUAUGGGGUCGACUUACAUCACGCAAAGGAUUCAGAAGGGAUUGAAAUCAUGCUGGGCGUUUGUGCCAACGGCCUGCUGAUCUACCGCGACCGCCUGAGGAUUAACCGCUUCGCCUGGCCCAAGAUCCUGAAGAUCUCAUAUAAAAGAAGCAACUUCUACAUCAAGAUUCGCCCAGGAGAGUAUGAGCAGUUUGAGAGCACCAUUGGCUUCAAGCUGAACAACCACAGAGCUGCAAAAAGACUCUGGAAAGUCUGCAUCGAGCAUCAUACCUUCUUCAGGUUAGUUUCUCCAGAACCUCCUCCUAAAGGUUUCCUCGUGAUGGGCUCUAAGUUCCGGUACAGCGGGCGAACACAAGCGCAGACGAGGCAGGCCAGCUCCCUGAUCGAUCGUCCUGCUCCUCAUUUCGAACGUUCCACCAGUAAGAGGCAUCUCCUCUCGCGCAGCCUGGAUGGAGAGUUCUCCAGGCCGCUGUCUACAAUGUUGGAACGUCAGGACGCUGUAUCCCAGAGGAGCGAGACACAGUGUUUCUCAGGAGAUGAGGAUGGAGAACCUGACCUGAGUCUUGACCAGGACCAAGAAGAUUCUGGUGUCACCACCCCAACCAGGAAGAAAGAGAUUAAGUUGGACACGGAGUCGACUCCUCGACACAAACAGGAGUUUCUGGAUAAAUCAGAAGACAUGCUGCUGAAGCACCAGGCAAGCAUCAAUGAGCUGAAGCGAGCCUUGAGGGAACCCAACAGUAAGCUUAUUAACCGGGAAAAGCGACUCUCAGCGACCUCACCGGGUGACACGCCCGAGAAAAAGGCUCCGCCUGUGGCCAAGAAAGAUAGGACCGCAGUGAGCAUGGCGCAUAUGCUGAAAAAAGGAGACUCCAAUGUGGAACCUCAGUCCAAUGGUUCUGGGCUUCCUCACAUUACAGACUUCCCAGAUCAGCAGCAGCCUGUGCAGGAGCUGGGUGACAGUGAUGGUAACUGUGAGGAGACCGUAGUCUCCGACAAUGAUGUCAUCCAGCCACAGGAGGGAGAUCCGAUGCAGAAACAGAGCAGGCUAAAGGAAGCGAAAGAGAACGGCUCACCUAUUAAAACAGGCAGCACUGGGAAGGAAUUUAUCGUGUCUCCCAUCAGCAACGAAAACGUCACUUCCACAACUACGACGCAGGUCACGAAGACGGUUAAAGGGGGAUACUCUGAGACGAGAAUCGAGAAAAGGAUCAUUAUCACAGGAGACGAUGCUGUGGACCAACAUCAGGCUCUCGCGAUGGCAAUACAAGAGGCCAAACAGCAGCAUCCCGACAUGCUCGUGACCAAGGCUGUAGUGGUCAGAGAAACAAACACUUCCUCUGAGGAGAAACACAGGACAUCCGAGUCCUGAUCACAGACUCAUCAGACUCAUCUGGAGAAAGGAGCCUCACCUUCAACCCCACCUUCUACAGCCAGCUAAAAGAAGCUAACCGUUGCUACUUAGACGAUCCCGCUCCCCGAACACACCCCGGCCUCUGGCUCCUCCUCCCUUAGACUCUGAUGUCGUAACCUCAUCAAUGCAGUGCACUUCCUCUAAAAUCGACCGUUUCGACCACUGCACUUCUCUUUCACUCCUCUGUUCACUCUUCUACCCUGAACUGUAUACAUGUUGAUAGCAAUCUCCAGUUUAGUCUCUUAAACUGUGAAUAGCAGAAACUUCCUAAAACUCUGGGGUUAAAAACAAAAACAAACAAACGGAAAGUAACCCAGCACUUGUCUCGUGUGUGCCGUCGGCGUCGUCUGUUUCAUAAGUUUACAUCUGGAUCCUUGCUCUAAAAUACCCAUAAUCCUUUAUAUUUUACUGUGGAAUACUUCUUUUUGUACUUCUUUCACGCAUGACUUUAGAAGAGGUUUGAGAUCGGACGCAGCCGGGAGUCACGCUUCCAAUCUUUCUGCUUGCUGUCACUUAUACGAUGCUCACCUGCUGUCUUUUUAUAAUAUAUGUAUAUGUAUAUAUAUAUAUAUAUAUAUAUAUAUAUAUAUAUAUAUAUAUAUAUAUAUAUAUAUUUAAAAUAGAUUAUCAAAAAGUGUUUGCUUGUUAAUUACAACUGAGCGUAUUUAUCGAUUAUAAACAUACGUAUGCAUGAUUAGCUGGUGUUGACGGAUUAAGAGUCCGAUCUUUGAUGUCCAGCUAGUUGCAUUUUCAGAUAAUAAAUAAUAAUAUUAAUCAUGGACAUAACAUUCGUAAAGUCCACUCAGAUGCCAUGCAGAUUAAUUCUAUACACGUGUCAUGCAUUGCAAAAAAAAAAAAAACAAAAAAAAAAACAAUCAAAAAAAUCCCUUUUUUUCUUUCUUUUCGUUUUCAUUGCGUCGGUUUCCCGAGUGCUCGAGCCCCCCGACGUGUUUUACCGUAUCCUUACUGAAAAAUAAUAAUCAGAAUAAUUAUAAUGAUAAUUAUUAUAAUAAGAGUUAUAUAAACCAUAUCUAGAGUUACAACAAAAGAAUUUAGGGGGAAAAAGAUUUUAAUAUAUGUUGUAUCUAAAAAAAAAGUUGAUGUGAUGUUUUAUUUUUAUUUGAUAAAAUGUAUGAGUGAGAAAGAUAUAUAUAUAAAAAUAUUUAAAUGAAUUGUGAACGUGAGCUUGUGGGUUUCCUCACUGCGUCACUGGCUUCCUUUAUAAUGCAGACUAAAUACAGACAUAAAGCCUGGCUUCAUAAAGGAGGAAGAGAUGUUCGAAUAACUUCAAAUCCACUUUAUUUGUAAAGUGUAAAAUUUUCUCAUGUGCACAAUCCGUUAAUAGGUUUCUGACACCUUGCUUUUUUUGUUUUCGAGUUGUUUCAUAAUGCUGAAUCAUCGCUGAAUCUAAACGAUGCCUUUAAGCUGAAUAAGAGAUAUUUCAGGAUUAAAGAGAAUACUCAAAACCGGCUCACUCACACUCGCACUCGCACUCUGACUCUUACUCACUCUCUCACUCGUACUCAUACUCUCUCACUCGUACUCAUACUCUCUCACUCUAUCACACUAUUUACUUCCUUAUGCGAUCAGCUGAAACUGCGAGGUCAGACGGGUGUAUUCUUAGAGCUACACUAAUCACAAUAAACCAAUUAAAAAAAACUCAUUGUUUAAUAUUAAAGAUUUACAUAAGUAGAAAUAGCUAAUAAUACAGUAUGAAUGGUGGCUUCAUGAUUAGCAUGUUUGGGGUUGGGGUCGUGUUGGGGGUUCGUCGAAUCCUGUCUCCACCCCAUGUUCUCCCUGUGGUUCUCUGGGUUCCCAGGUUUCCAUCCUUAAUCCACAGACGUGCGUCGUAGACUGAUCAGAUUGGCGACUCUAAAUUGUCUCUAGUGUGUGAGUGUGUGUGAGAUUGGGCUUUGAGAUGGUUUGGCCCCCACCUUGUAUGGCAACUCCAGCUGAUCUGAACACGGAUGUUAGGUUUUACUGUAAUCUCAUACAGUAAAAUGAACAAAUAGAUCUAUUUGACUAGGGUUUAUCCGAGUCUGCUUUAAAACAAUUUUUUUUCCAGUUGUGUAGCCUCCUAAAUGCCACACAAGUAGUUUGGCCAUUGAACAAAAUGUAGCCCACGAACCUCUUAUUUUAAUAAUAGCAAACAUUAAAUAGGUUUCUAACACAAUAUUUGUGUUCAGAUAUAAAUUCCCUCUAAAAUGCAUGUGAGAGCCACCGUAUAUUUUCCUUUAAUUUGUCCCUCAUCAAAAGAUCGCUUAAAGUUUUUUUUGUUUUUUUUCUUUUAAUUAACAAGGGUAUUAAACCGCAUGUUCUCAAAAUUUCUUAUCGUAAUUCUAUUAUGAUAUUCUCUUUUUAAUUCAUGACUAAAACCCCAGAGUUCAUUUUUAUUCUCUUCAAUAAAUUUGUUUCUCAUUUCCUAUUUAAUUCAUUACAUAAAAUAAUACAUUGUUAAUUACUCUGUACUCUUUAGUGUGUAUUCUUUACCAUACACACACACCAUGUCGUGUACCUUUAAUAAGCUUUAAUAGUAUCAGUGAUCCUUAAAGGACUUUACAAUAUCUGUUUGUUUAAAGCUAGAAAGGAUGUAGCUGUCAUGGUAACAAGAAAAACACAACUUUAGUACCUGUAUUUUUGACACUGUGUCAUAUUUCACAUAGAAUUAUUCGAAUCCAAACUGAAGAUUCUUUUUCCGACGAGAAAACAGAAGCGGAUAAUUAUUUUUGCGGCGUUUUCCUCUUUUAUUAUAAUUUAUUAUUAUUUCUAUAUGCUCGGUGUCCCCAAACUUUUGACCUACAGCGCACACUCCUUCCACUGAUAAAAGAUCCUGUCCUGUAGUUAUAAUGCAUCGCUUUUAACUACAGAUUUAAAACAAAUGGUUCCUUACAAACAUCACGUAAAAACUGCAAUUCGGUGAAAAAACAUCGACAAAUCUUGCAUUUGAAAGCUUCACACACUCGCCUCCGUCUUAGGCCACGGCUUUUUGUUUCUCUUAUGGUUUUCUCGGGGAUGAGAAGUGUCUCACGUCUGCUGUUGUAGUUGUGUGUGUGUGUGUGUGUGUGUGUGUGUGUGUGUUUUUUUUCAUUUUUAUAGCUGAUUAUUUUCAAAGUCUGUCAUCACUGGAGUUCCUGAAUCAUGUUUAAAGACUAUAUGAAAUGUCACCAGGCUUCCACAGAGUUGUGUUUAAUACACUUUUAUUUUUAAUUAUUAUUAUUAUUAUUAUUAUUAAUAUUAUUAUGUUGGCUAUUUGCUUGUGUUUCUGUUAAAGAAAGUGAUGGUCUGGUUGCAUUUAAAAGGCAAAAUGCAAAAAAAAAAAAAAGUGCACUUGUAUGGUUUCUGCCGAUUUGUUCGAAAGUAAAAUUCAAUCCUGAAGUCUGGAUCUGAUGUAUAAAUGCAAAUGAGGUGUAAUUUAAUGUCUGUCGAGUCUGUGGAGUGUCUUUUAAAAAAAAAACAAAAAAAAAACAAAAACGGGUGCCUUACUGUCAGAGUCGCUGGCACUUGCGGCAAAAGACGAACAGUUUUUCAGUAUUUCAUCAGCGGAAAUAAAGAGAUAUACAGAUAUAGGAUGGAUAUAGAUGCACUGAAGUAAGGCAAAGUGCCUUGUAUAUAUUUGGGCAGAGAGAUACUCUGUUUUUCUCUUUUCUUUUCUCUCUUUUCUUUUUAUUCGCAGCCCAUAAUGUUGAAAAGUUUAUAAGGUGUUUAUAACACAUGCAUAACCGUUGUAAAGCAACGCUGAUGGAUUAUUAUUAUUAUUUAUUUAUUUUUUUUUCAAAUGAAAGCUAGUUAAAGUUAAAUCUCGAUAGCGUUUACGGUCUUAAAAUGUUACAGUAAGUUAAGAACGCAUUCUAAUCCUCUCUAAAACAAACCGUGUUCUAGGCUUCUACAUUAGAACCUUUAGGGAUUCCUCCUGAGGUAAAAUACAACACCAUAUGGCCUCAAGAACCCAAACGUUUCUCUGGGUUUGUUUGUCUGGAAACAUCCUUAAAGGUUUCAUGUAGAACCUUAGAACAGCUGCUUUCCUUCUUAGAAAGGACUUUAGAUGCUUUUAACCAUAAACCAUCCAAAGGAACCUUUGAUCGCAUUCAUAAAGCUUCUGUGAAGUUGUCCUUAAUAUCACGUCUUUUAGGAUCGAAUUUAGAACCCUGUCUGGAUCUCUUACUUUUUUGAAGUGAAGAACAUUUCUUAGAAGCAAAAAAUCCUUUUAAUACUGUACCGAAUUCACAAACAAACGAUUUGAAUUAAAAACACAUAAGUAUAGCUGAAAGAAAAAAAAAAUAGGGGUUCUCCAGGGGUUCUUUACAUGGGUAAAGAUUCUUGGUUUUCCAAAUAAUUUCAUUGAAAUCCUUCUGCAUCGAACCUUCAUAGGUUCCACAUGAGCUAAAAACCAUAGAACCUUAAUGAAACCGUUUCUUUUUUUCAUACAGUUUGAGAUGUUUAUAAAAACAAUUCUAAUAGUGUUUUUGUGUUAUCCAUCUUAAAGCCUUAAUGUGUUGCCCAAUCAUACAUUUAUUUAGGAUCCACUGAGCCAUAUAAUAUCCAAAGAACCCUCAAAGAACCUAAUUUUCCCAUUUAUAAAGCAUGUGAAUCAUCUUAUUAGGUUGUGCUUACUAGAACAUUUUCAUUGAAGUUUAAUCGAGAACUGCAGUAUUAUUUAAUUCGCCUGAUUGGAAAUUGUACAACUUAUAACACGGUUCCUUGUCUGAUAGCAUUUAUUUGCUCGCUUAAAACGCAAGGUUCCAGGAAGAAGCAAAAAGCUCUCCAUAGAACCUUUUAGUAAAUGCUGCUUAAAAGAGCGGAUUUUUUAUUCAUAGUCCCUUAAACAUCCUUUUUAUAGUCUAAAGAACACUAUUGAACCUUUUGUGCAAUGCAAACCUUCCAUGGAGGAUUUUUUAUUUUUAAUAGAACCAUAGACAUUAACAAAAAAACAUUUAAGAACCUUUAUUUUUGAGAGUGUAUGGUCAAAAACUACACAAAGAAUCCAUGAAGAAACCAAGACACUUAGGAGACAUCUUCUCUGAUGUGUAAUCUUUAAUAGACUAAAUAAUAGGAUACACCACAUAAAUAGCACCUCCCUUAACAAAUCCAUCAGUAUUGCUUUCCAAACAAAUCCUACAGCACUUAUAAAUGUGUUAUAAAGCCCUAUGCACCCUUGUGUUAGCGAUGUUAUUUUGUCUAGCAUAUAGCUGAGUGAGCCUGCAUGAAUAUCCAGCAAUAUAAACAAUAAGAAUGAAGCCUACGCUCCAGAAAAGUCCUGUUCCACUUCAGCACCUAACGACCUGUGCAUGGCAUGAAGCAUAGACCCUUCUGAGACUCUUAUCCUUCUCCAUCACCUACUUCGGGUUCUUCGUAGUCGACCCUGUGCUUGAUGGCGUGUUUCUGCUGUAUGUGCAUUCAGUCAAUAAAUUCCUCAAUCCAA
Tachysurus vachellii is the source of this 7802-nucleotide messenger RNA. RefSeq names its product band 4.1-like protein 1. NCBI's taxonomy places the organism in Eukaryota, Metazoa, Chordata, Actinopteri, Siluriformes, Bagridae. The coding region runs from base 179 to 2341 and encodes 720 amino acids. The record is from RefSeq and is a predicted model, not a curated record. Gene Ontology annotation, biological process: cortical actin cytoskeleton organization. Gene Ontology annotation, molecular function: actin binding; structural molecule activity. Gene Ontology annotation, cellular component: plasma membrane; cytoskeleton. The transcript has 21 exons.